AUGAAUGCAGCAGCCUUAAUUGCAGGAAGGCCUGGGAUUGAACGAAGGCUUGGGAUAGAGCUAGCAAGCGAAGGCUUAGGAUUCAACGUGAAGAGGUUGCAGGACUUCACCCAGAUUGUACACGACAGUUCUAACCUGGGAAUGCUGAUAAUGGUGUUUCAAGACCGCAUAGGUGGGCUGAUCAAAUGGAUGGACAGAGAACCUUAUGCAUACUGGAAAGGGAACCCCUUUGUUGCUGAUACAAGGAAAGACUUAACUCAAAAAUGCAAUGUCUCAGAGACACAAGACUGGAAUGCUCACCUAUUCAUCCAGGAUUGGAUUCUUGAAUCUCAACAAGGCUUCAAGCAAUCAAAUGUAGCAGACCAAUGCACACACAUGUACAAGAUCUAUAUUGAGGGUUAUGCAUGGUCUGUGAGCGAGAAGUACAUUCUAGCAUGUGAUUCAGUAACAUUGCUGGUAAAACCGAAGUACUAUGAUUUCUUCACAAGAGGUCUGCAACCAGUGCACCAUUACUGCCCUAGAACGCAUGAAAACAAAUGUAGAUCCAUUAAGUUUGCUGUGGAUUGGGGCAACAACCACAAACAAAAGAUUUUGGAACAGGCAUAA
This is a messenger RNA of Malus domestica (apple), 606 nucleotides long. NCBI's taxonomy places the organism in Eukaryota, Viridiplantae, Streptophyta, Magnoliopsida, Rosales, Rosaceae. The record is from RefSeq and is a predicted model, not a curated record.